Emys orbicularis (European pond turtle) is the source of this 1640-nucleotide messenger RNA. RefSeq names its product tyrosyl-tRNA synthetase 2 (gene YARS2). The transcript has 5 exons. Gene Ontology annotation, cellular component: cytosol; mitochondrion. Gene Ontology annotation, molecular function: tyrosine-tRNA ligase activity; ATP binding; RNA binding. Lineage: Eukaryota; Metazoa; Chordata; Testudines; Emydidae. The coding region runs from base 1 to 1437 and encodes 478 amino acids. The record is from RefSeq and is a predicted model, not a curated record. Gene Ontology annotation, biological process: tyrosyl-tRNA aminoacylation.
AUGGCGGCGCCCAUGGUGAUGCGAGUCGGGUGCCGCCGUGUCGCGGGUCUUUGCGGGGGCCUCUCCCGGCGGAUCCAUCACCAGCCGCAGCGGGCUCCGGGCGCCAAGGGGCUGCUGGCGGCGCAGUGCGAGCGGGGCCUGUUCCAGGAGGUGUUCCCGGCGCAGGGCGCGGAGGAAGGGCUGCCCGCCCUGCUGGAGCCGGGCCAGCCCCCGCAGACCGUUUACUGCGGCUUCGACGCUACGGCCGACUCGCUGCACGUCGGCCACCUGCUAACCGUCAUGGGCCUGCUGCACUUUCAGCGCGCGGGGCACAACGUCAUCGCCCUGGUAGGCGGGGCCACCGCCCGCCUGGGCGACCCGAGCGGCCGCACCAAGGAGCGCGAGCCGCUGUCGGAGGAGCUCGCGCGGGAGCACGCGCUGGGCCUGCGCGAGGGGCUGCGGAGGCUCUUCGACAACCACCGCCUGGUGUUCUGGCCCGCGGCGAGCGGCGCGCGGUUGGGCGAGGUGAUGCUGCAGGACAACACGUGGUGGCUGGGGCGCGAGCCGGUGGUGGGCUUCCUGUGCGGGGUCGGGGGGCGCCUGCGCAUGGGCACCCUGCUCAGCAGGCAGAGCUGCCAGGCUCGGCUCCGCAGCGCCGAGGGCAUGAGCCUGGCUGAGUUCCUCUACCCGGCCCUGCAGGCCUACGACUUCCUGCACCUGCACCGACACCACGGCUGUCGCAUCCAGCUCGGGGGAGCCGACCAGAUUGGCAACAUCAUGUCCGGAUAUGAGCUUGUCACCAAAGUGACGGGAGAUGAUGUGUUUGGAAUCACCGUGCCUCUUAUUACCAGUACCACUGGAGAUAAAUUGGGAAAAUCUGCUGGUAAUGCAGUUUGGCUAAACAGAGAUAAGACCUCUCCAUUUGAGCUGUAUCAGUUUUUUGUUAGACAGCCAGAUAGCACUGUUGAAAGGUACCUGAAACUCUUCACUUUCCUUCCUCUUCCGGAGAUUGAGCACAUGAUGGAAAUGCAUGCUAAAGAACCUGAAAAGCGGGGACCUCAAAAACGACUUGCUGCAGAAGUAACUAAGCUUGUUCAUGGAAAAGAAGGUCUGGAAUCUGCUAAAAGAUGUACAAAAGCACUGUAUUACAGCAGUGUGGAGGCACUGGAGGCUAUGUCUGAUCAAGAAUUACAGGAACUCUUCAGAGAAGCUCCAUUUGCUGAAUUGAUGCUUGAACCUGGAAUGAGUGUACUUGACCUGUGUCACAAAGCAAAUGCCAUUCCAGAUGGACCUAGUGGGUACCGGAAGAUUACAGAUGGUGGAGUCUCUAUAAACUACAUUCAAGUAACUAAUCCUGAAACUGUUCUUGUUAUUGGGCAACAUAUCCUCAAGAAUGGAGUGUCACUACUUAGGAUUGGAAAGAAAAACUUCUACAUUAUAAAAUGGCUGACAUUGUGACAAAAGGAAAUACCUAAUUAAAGUAAGAUACACCUUCACACUAAAUUUCCCAAAGCCUCUAUCUUACCUUGUCCUUUCUAUAUUGUGUAUAUUGCACAUCUCAAGAACAGCACAACAAGAGCGUACUGUUUGUCUCAUUCUUCUCACAGUGAGAGAUUCUACCUAAUACACCUGGUUCAAAUAAAAGCAGCUAAAUUUAUGAA